This is a messenger RNA of Rotaria sp. Silwood1, 1983 nucleotides long. The record is from the annotation of a GenBank genome assembly. Lineage: Eukaryota; Metazoa; Rotifera; Eurotatoria; Philodinida; Philodinidae.
AUGCUAAAUAAAGCAUUUCGUUCGCGUGAUUUUGAAUUUUUAAUUCUAUUUCGUUUCUUUAUUUCUGAUCUACAUCAACAACUUUCUGAUACGAAUAUAAAUAAAAUGAUUUCAACAGAAACUAUUUAUUAUCGUGGUCAAUUAAUGCAUAAGAGCGAACUUGAAUCUUUAGAAGAAAAGCAAUUAAUUUGUAGUCUCGGCUUUUUCUCAGCAACUCGUGAAAGAGAAUUAGCAUUAAACGUUUAUGCUGGUGCUAAAAGUUAUUCAUUAAUUAAUGAACUCCAAUCAGUUUUAUUCAAAAUCAAACUAUCAGCUUCAAAAUAUAAACAAUUAAUAUUUUCUGAUAUAUCACCUGUAAGUCAUUUCGGAAGUGCAGAACAAGAAAUUUUAUUUACACUUGGUUCUUAUUUUGAAAUAUCUCACAUUCAAUUUGAUAAUAAUCUUUCCACUUGGAUUAUAGAAUUAACUGAAGGUUAUGUUCAGGAAACAAUGAAUAAAUCUAAAAAACCUUUCGAUGUUGAAAUCAUUUCAAUUGGUUUUUAUUUAUUUGUUUUGAAUGAUAAUUUUCGAUUAGCAGAACGAUUUUAUGAAAAUUUAUUAUACAUCUCAAAUUCAUUACCAUGGAUUAUUGCUCGUCACGUUGGAUUUGGUUUAAUUGAAUAUUUUAAAGAAAAAUAUCAAUCCGCAUUAGAUAAAUUUAAAGAAGCUUUAGAAAUAAUUGAUAAAGAGAAUGUCUAUGCUACAUGUAAAAUGAUUGGAAAUAUUUAUUGCCUUAUUGGAAAUGUUUAUAGAGAAAUGAAAUAUUAUAAUGAAGCAUUGAAUUCAUAUGAUAUGGCUAUUAAAAACUAUCCAGUUAAAUUUUAUUUUAUUCAAGAAAAAGAUCAAUAUUGGACAAUGCAUAGUUAUACGAAAAAAUUAAAUUCAUUUGUAAAAAAUGACAAAUAUUUCUAUUAUUGUGAUCGACCUUCGUUAAAUAAAGUAAUCACUUAUAAAAUUACCGAACAAUGGGAUUUAGCAGUAGAUAUUUUUAAAAAUUUGUUAAGUGAUACCAGAGAACGUUCAAAAACUGGUGUUAUUGCGAUGUUUGUAAAAGUAUUAGGAUUUUCUAAAGAAAAUGACAAUAUAUCGAAAAUAAAUGUUACUAAUCAUAAAUUUCUUGGUGAUAAAACUUAUUCUAAUUUCUUGGACAAGAAUUUUAAAUCUUGGAUUUUAUAUGCUUAUAUUGAAUUAGGUAAUCAUUAUAUUGAUCAUAAUUAUCUUGAUUAUGCAUUUAUAUGUUAUCGAGAAGUUAUUCAAUGUGAAAUAGAAAUUGAAUCUUUUAUGAAUGUUGAAUGUUUUUAUGGUAUUGGAAGAAUUUAUGAAUUAAAAGAAGAUUAUAUUAACACAAUUGAUUGGUUUAAAAAGGCUAUUGAUUACACUGUUACAAAUAUAGUUGAUACUAGGUAUUUAACAAAUAUUUUUCGAUAUAUAAUUUAUGAAAAAUUUUUAUUUAUAUCAAAUGAAAAAUUAAAUGAUAAAUUUUCAUCAAUUCAUUAUAUGAAACAAAUAAUUAAUAAUUUAAUUCAAAAUACAAAUUAUUUGGAUAAAAUUUAUGAUUUAGUUGCUAAAAUAUAUAAAAUAACAAUGCUAUAUUAUAAUAGUGAUGAUAAUGGAAAUAUAAUUGAAUUAAUAUGUAAUCAUAUAAUUGAAGUUUUGGAUAAGAUUAAUUCAAAUAUUCAAUAUUGGAAAAAAUGGAUAUGUAUUGGCUCGAAUUGUACUGUGAAAAUAUUUGAUACUCAGUAUUUUCAUUGUGAACCUAUAGUAGAUAAUAAUUGUAGUGCAUACUUAAAAUUAUAUGAAAAAUUACUUGAUAUUAUCUCCCAAAAAGAAUUAAUUCAAUACGAUUAUGAAAGAGAUCGAUGUAAUUAUUUUAUUAAUUGUUUAAAAGUUAAGUAUUUUGAUCAACAGCUUGCACUACUUCAAAAUGACUCAGAGAAAAAUUAA